Molecule: messenger RNA, 1322 nt
Organism: Podarcis lilfordi (Lilford's wall lizard)
Lineage: Eukaryota; Metazoa; Chordata; Lepidosauria; Squamata; Lacertidae
Source: the annotation of a GenBank genome assembly
AUGUCCUCGUGUGGCGCCCUGGGCAACCCAAAAUCCCAGCCGUGACGGGAGCCCGCCUUUUCCCUCUCCCACCGCCACCUAUGUGACUUUGCUCUUUUGUGUUCCAGAAACACCAAAAACCACCACUUCUGUUCCACCACCGGUGCCUACAGGUAAGGGCGCUGAGCCUGCCGAAGGAGCUCUGCUUCUCUCCUUCCCCCGUUCCCACGUGUGGUCGCCCCCCUUUCACUUGCUUUCUUUCUCCUUUGCAGUCACCACACCUUCGACAACCAGACCGCCAAGCAGCACGCCGAAAACCACGCCAACCACCUCUCCCUCCACCACAUCCAGAACCACUGCAUCAACUCAGACGGCAACCACCAACACGCCAAAGACCACUGCAACAGCCUCCACACCAUCCACCUCUACGCAUCACCCCAAAAUCCUAACCACCACAACCCCCUCCACCACCACAGAAUCCACUGCGACUAGCACACCAACCCCGACAACCACAACAGCACCCGUGCCACACCGUCUCCUCCGACGCCGUCCACCACAACCACCACCACCUCGCCCACAACCGUUACCUCCACUUCCACCAGCACUCCAGUACCCACUGCCACAACUCUCACGACUGCUCCCCCUACCAGCACAGAAACGCCCAGCACUCCGGCCACCACAACUCCUGCAACCACCACCGUCCCAGUUACCACGGGUAAGUCUCCUUGGUCGCUCUGCAGCAGCAGCAGCUUACAAGUCUUUCAGGAGCCCUCUCUUGCCAAAGGGGCAGAGGGAUUGCCACCUCCAGGUCCCACGUAAGCCAGCCCUCCAAAAAGGGCGAGACUCGUCUGGCUCAGUCAUCCGGGAACCUGUUCCUCAUGUCCUCGUGUGGCGCCCUGGGCAACCCAAAAUCCCAGCCGUGACGGGAGCCCGCCUUUUCCCUCUCCCACCGCCACCUAUGUGACUUUGCUCUUUUGUGUUCCAGAAACACCAAAAACCACCACUUCUGUUCCACCACCGGUGCCUACAGGUAAGGGCGCUGAGCCUGCCGGAAGGAGCUCUGCUUCUCUCCUUCUCUCCUUCCCCCGUUCCCACGUGUGGUCGCCCCCCUUUCACUUGCUUUCUUUCUCCUUUGCAGUCACCACACCUUCGACAACCAGACCGCCAAGCAGCACGCCGAAAACCACGCCAACCACCUCUCCCUCCACCACAUCCAGAACCACUGCAUCAACUCAGACGGCAACCACCAACACGCCAAAGACCACUGCAACAGCCUCCACACCAUCCACCUCUACGCAUCACCCCAAAAUCCUAACCACCACAACCCCUCCACCACCACCUAA